Vidua macroura (Pin-tailed whydah) is the source of this 1606-nucleotide messenger RNA. It is a transcript of the gene MGMT, whose product is annotated as O-6-methylguanine-DNA methyltransferase. Gene Ontology annotation, molecular function: methylated-DNA-[protein]-cysteine S-methyltransferase activity. The record is from RefSeq and is a predicted model, not a curated record. The transcript has 5 exons. The coding region runs from base 26 to 634 and encodes 202 amino acids. Gene Ontology annotation, biological process: DNA repair. Lineage: Eukaryota; Metazoa; Chordata; Aves; Passeriformes; Viduidae. Gene Ontology annotation, cellular component: nucleus.
CAGGUGAAGCCUUUUUUCCUCCACGAUGGCAUCGAGGCUGGUUCCAAAAGUGAAUUCCAAACAGGGAGGAUCUCCGUGCAAGGAGAAGCAGGUGGUUCUGCUCAGCCCCCUGGGCAGGAUGGAGAUCUGGGGCUGUGAAGCGGGCGUACAUGAAAUAAAACUCCCCAAAAUGAGCCUGCUGCCAAGUGGCAGGGCAGAGCCCUCGGUGGCUUGCGAGGUGUGCGAGGGGGCCGAGGAGAUGCCGGAGCCCCUGCAGCAGUGCACGGCCUGGCUCCGAGCCUACUUCUGUGAGCCAGCGACCACAGGGACCCUGCCCGUGCCAGCCUUCCACCACCCCCUGCUCCAGAGAGAUUCCUUCACCAGGCAGGUGCUGUGGACGCUGCUGAAGGAUGUCAAGUUUGGGGAGGCUGUUUCCUACAAGCAGCUGGCAGAUCUUGCUGGCAACAGCCGGGCAGCCCGAGCCGUGGGUGCAGCCAUGAGGAGCAACCCGAUCCCCAUCCUCAUCCCGUGCCACAGGGUGAUCCGCAGCAGCGGGGAGAGCGGGAACUACGGCGGGGGCCAGCUGAUGAAGGAGUGGCUGCUGGCCCACGAGAAGCUGCAGAAGGAGAAGCUGGCGCGUCCGGGCGGCCGCUAACCGGCCACGGCGCACAACCGCGGCUCCCUGGCUCGUAACUGGCUCUCAGAGCACCCAGCAGAAUUCAGGGAAAUGGUAAAUAUUUGAGUGACACAUAAAUAUAAUGCAACAUCCAAAGUGAAAUGUGUGGUGGCACCACUAUAUUAAAAAAGCGGGAUGCGUCCUGGGGGAGGCAGCUCGGCUGCCCUUUCUUGUUUUUACAUUUUACAGCAGAAUGACUACAGCGAUCCAGGCCUGUUGUGCAUGGAUUUUGUUCCCAUCUCCAGCCCUGUUUUGUUCUAUUUUUAAUGUCCAUUAAAGCAGGGAUAAGGGAGUGGGAGGGACGUGGCAAAUGUGAGGUGGAAGCUUCCCCCUGAGGAGGCGACUGGCUCGCGGCGAGUGGCCCAGCCUGGCACGGCUCUCCCUCCCCAGUUUGGGGCAGAAAAUGGAAUUCCUUACUCCUGCCUUUUCUUUUUGGAUGGGGAGAUGGGAAUUUUUUUUUUUGUUUUUGUUUUUUUUUUUGCAUAGAGCAGGGGAAGAGACGUCGCCAACAAAUUGUAUAUUUUGGAUAAGCAGUUUGAUUAGCCAAAUCUGGCAAAAUACUGCAAAGCUCAUCAUAGUUGCUUCUUUAUCAGCAGCACAUUCCUUUAUCAUUUGAGUUUUCCUUCAGAUUUCCACAUUUCUCUGUUAUCCAAAGCUUUAUUUCCCAUAGCCUCUCCAUUGGAAGGAUUCGAGAGACAUUAAAGUUAAAUUUUGAGGUGGUUUUAGCAGGGUUCUCUGCAAGUACGAGCCACCAGAAGCUGAAAUUUCCAGUAUGGGAAUCGUAAAUUGUAACUUGGAAAUACUGAUUUUUUUAUGUCUUUUAUCAUAUUUUCAUGGAUGUCUCUUUAGAAAGGGCAUUGCUGCCCCCCAAAAAUUAUUGUGCGGCAAUGCGUUAGUUAAUCCAGGAUUAUUGAUACCUCGGAAUUGCUUCAAUAAAAAAACUGCUUUGCA